Messenger RNA from Serpula lacrymans var. lacrymans S7.9, 1909 nucleotides. RefSeq lists its product as uncharacterized. Gene Ontology annotation, biological process: mitotic sister chromatid cohesion. The transcript is spliced from 8 exons. The record is from RefSeq and is a predicted model, not a curated record. Gene Ontology annotation, cellular component: NatA complex. Lineage: Eukaryota; Fungi; Basidiomycota; Agaricomycetes; Boletales; Serpulaceae. Gene Ontology annotation, molecular function: acyltransferase activity, transferring groups other than amino-acyl groups. The coding region runs from base 11 to 535 and encodes 174 amino acids.
UGCUCUCCCAAUGUCGACCACUGGCACAGAAUCACUCCCUAAGACACCAGAGCGCGUUUCUUUCGCGUCUCUGACACCAAACAACCUUGGGACUGUUAGAAAGUUAAACUCUGUCUUGUUCCCAAUCAGGUAUAGCGAGAAAUUCUACCAGGAUAUUUUAUUACCAGAACUAGAGGAUUUCUGCAAACUUGUGUAUUACAACGAUGUCCCAGUUGGGACUAUUUGUUGCAGACUAGAAACGACAGAUGGGGUCACCAAACUGUAUCUGAUGACUAUGGGCGUUCUUGCACCGUAUCGUUGCCGAAAGCUUGGAUCGCAGAGCCUUGAGCUUAUCGUGAAAGCCGCAGCAUCACAGGCCAAGCCAAAAAUCAGUCACAUAUAUCUCCAUGUUCAAGUUUCCAAUGACCCUGCUAAAAGGUUCUACGAGCGGCACGGUUUCAAAGAAGUUGGAGUGCACGAGAACUAUUACAAGAGAAUUGUCCCGCGCGAUGCAUGGAUCCUCGAGAGAGUCAUCGAUAGCGCGGAGAAAAACUAGAACGCAAUGAGAAUAUCUUGAAAUUCUUUUCUUGAGCGGAAACGCUAUAGUUAUGGUACACGUCCCCAAAAAUCUCAAACAUCGUCGUAUACAAUGGAAUAAUUAGUACAGGAUAAUCGUUCAAGCCAAAAUUUAACUGCAAGAUAAAGUAACAACCCUAAAGUCCAAUCACGCGUCCUCUUCAUGGCCACAAUGUUUAACGAGCUAAUGGUUUUGAGCAUCUUUUCUUGUAAAGGUCUUUCCACAUCCUCCGUUGCAAAAGAAUGGCUUCUCCCCAGAGUGUGUUUCUCUGUGUCGCUUGAGGUCAUGCUGUCGGUUGAAUGAUAGCGCACACAUAUCACAAGAAAAUGGCCGAGUUGGAGAUGCAGGGUACUGUGCCAUGUGAUCUACAGGUGGAGACCCAUGCGAAGAAUAAUUUGGCGAUGGGUAAGGAGGAGAUACUGUCAUGGAGUUGCGCGAAGAAUGAGAAUUUGGCAUUGGGUAGCCCUGCGACGGGUGCGAGCGGGGAAUGGGGAUCGGUUGACGCGAAGUGUGUGUUGUGGGCAUAUUCUCUGAGAUAUACAUUGGAUGGUGAGAAUAAACACCAGAAGGAGUGCGGUUCGUCAUGGAGGAAUGGGAUGGAACGGUUGCAUAUUCCGCUCCUGGGUACUGGACUGGGGAUUGUGGCAUACCACUCGUCGCGUACGGCGGAGAGGAUGGGUGCAUCCCGGUGCGAAAACCAUUUGUUUGUGCAUAACCGUACGACGAUGACUGGUAGUGCCCUGCAGAUGAGUAGUGAGCGGGUUGACUAGCGGCCCAUUGACCAGCAUGGGCUGGGAUGGUGUUGGGAACGUAGGAGAAGUUACGUCGAUCGGUCAUGGUAUUGAUCGAAAGUGAGGCGGAUUUCUUAGAAGGCACUGAGCCAAGGACUCCACUGUCGGUUCAUAUGCGUUUCGAGAGCCGCUGAACAGGGCGGGUGUAUGGUUAUUUCGCCGUGCCUCCGGGAACCGUCGUCUGGAAGGAGACAGUUAGAUGAUCUGGUUCAGACACUUUCGAGACUCAGCUUUAUUCAUGUUUACCUUUUCGAUGGCCUCCUGCUCUGAUGAAAUUCGUUAUCUGUCGUAUAUUUCAACAUCACCGCGCCUACCGAUUAGGGAAGUCCAGACACUCGACCAGCGGUUAGAGAUUGGUUGCGGUCCUGUGACUGUUCAGAGUAGUAGCUAUCAAAUCCGGUAUCUCUCUUAGAUUCCGUGGGCUAUGAAUGAAUCAUAUCUUGAUGGUGAAGAAUUAUGCACCUGUUCUUGUGACAGGUUGCAUAGCCUCUCCCCGUUGUGAUCGAAAAGAGAUAACUUCUCCCAGCUCAUGAUGUCGUGAUUUGAAGAUCGGUCAAGUGUU